AAGCUACAGAAAGUGAGAUGGUGAAUACUGGAAUAAUUAUAAUAAUAAUUUUUCCAACAACAAAUUAAAAUUUUAAAAACGCGACAUUUCCAGCCUAGGUCUCUUCCCUGAAAGACUGAUAAUCUAUUUUAAUAAUUUUUCGAUAAAAACGCGUGUGAACUUGGGACACAUUUUGGACAUUUGCUUCUAUCCCUUGGAGUAAAAUCGGAUUUAACGGUUUAAUUUAACGGUUGCUGUCAUAGCGACAGGACCCAUCGCGCGCGGCUCACACGCUGCCAGGGAGGAGGGCACGCGCCGGGCAUGUUUUCGCGGGUAUGGGUGGUUAGCUAGUUCACUACUGCCACCUCUCCCGUUUACAAUCUCCAAACUUACAAACAACAUGAAGAGGAAACCAGACACCCGCUGAGGGCAGGCAGGAAAAUUGCCAUUCAUUCAUUUUCCAGCUUCAGGGAGUUUUUCUCUCACGACUCAGCAUGGUCCCAAAGUCACAAAGGCCACUCAGGACUGACGUGGACUAAAUGAUUACAGGGAAUUCGACCGUGACCAACAAAAACAGCGAUAAAUUAUUCAGCUGUGGUGGAAGUGGACUACCUGCUGGGGAGAGGAUGGCCUUUUGGAAGGAGGGCUCUGCUCUCCUGCUGGUUCUGCUGGCCUUGCUCGACCUACAGCCGAUCACCGGGCGAUCAUCUCGACAACGCAGCUUGAGACGCCAAACUCGAGGGCACCAUGAACACCGGGCCCAACAGAACAUCACGCUGGCCGUCAUUUUACCACAGAACAACACAGAUUACCCUUGGGCUUGGCCUCGCAUUGGUCCCGCCCUGCAGCGGGCGAUCAAGACCGUAAACGCGGACCCCACUCUGCUACCUGACCACCACCUCACCUACGCUUUCAAGAACAGUGAAGACAAGAACGGCAUCUGCUCCGAGUCCAUCGCCCCGCUCAUGGCUGUGGACCUUAAACUUGAGCAUGACCCGUGGGCUUUCAUCGGCCCUGGCUGCUCCUACACCUCCUCGCCUGUUGGCCUCUUCACCACCCACUGGGAUGUUCCCAUGGUCACGGCUGGGGCCCCGGCCGUGGCCUUUUACGGCGGCGUCUACCCGUCCAUCACCAACACAGGCCCGACCCACAAGAAGCUUGGGAAGUUUGCCCUGCGGAUCUGUGAGCACUUUGGGUGGCGGGAGCAUGUGAUGCUCAUGUUCAACGACAACAAGGUGGAUGAUCGGCCGUGUUACUUUGCUGUGGAGGGUUUGUUCACGGAGCUGAAGAGCAUCAACAUCACCCUCGUCGACAGAGUGUUUGAAGAGAACAAGCCUCCGGUCAACUACUCUCAAAUCCUCACAGACAUUAAAAACGACGGUCGCGUGAUGUUUGUCUGUUGCUCACCCGACGUCUUCAGGAAGUUGAUGGUUCAGUUUCGAAAGACAGAUCUUCCUCACGAGCAGUACGUCUUCUUCUACAUCGACGUGUUCGGAGACAGUUUGAAAUCCAAUCACAGACAGCCGUGGGCCCGUGGGGACGAGGACGAUGCCAUCGCCAAGGAGGCCUUCCAGAGUGUGAAGAUCCUGACGUACCGAGAGCCUCAGAACCACGAGUACAGAGAGUUUGUCAGCAAUCUGAAGACGGACGCCUUGGAAAUGUUCAACUACACCGUAGAGGACUCACUGAUGAACAUCAUAGCAGGAGGAUUUUACGACGGGUUGAUGCUCUACACUCACGCUCUGAAUGAGACCAUGUCGAUGUCCGGCGGUCGGCCUCCGGGCAAAGUCGUCACCAAGAGGAUGUGGAAUCGAACCUUCCACGGUGUAACAGGACUGGUCCACCUGGACGAGAAUGGAGACAGAGAGACGGACUUCGCUCUGUGGGACAUGAUCGACACCAACACCAGCGCCUUCCAGAUAGUUUUGGUGUACAACAGUUCAGAGGAGCAGCUGACUGCCAUACCUGGAACAUCCCUACACUGGCCGGGUGGAGUAUGUCCUCUUGAUGUUCCAUUCUGUGGCCUCAAGAAUGAUAACCCCCUCUGCCUCGCAAAGACGAUCACCAUCCACCAGAUGGUUUCCAUCGUGAUCGUCUUCAUCUUCACGAUGACCCUCACCGUCACCAUCUUCAUCUACAGGAGGAUGAAGCUGGAGAAGGAGCUGGUGGCUCAGCUCUGGAGGAUUUCCUGGGACGACAUCCAGAUGAGCAACCUGGACAAAGUGCUGCGUAGCGGCAGCAGGAUCACGCUGUCACUGAGAGGCUCUAACUACGGCUCCCUGAUGAAUGGAGAUGGAAACCUGCAGGUUUUUGCAAAGACUGGAUACUACAAGGGAAACAUCGUGGCCAUGAAAUACACCAACAGGAAACGCAUCGAGCUGGACAGGAUGGUCCUGUUUGAACUCAAACACAUGCGAGACGUUCAGAACGAACAUCUGACCAGGUUCAUUGGAGCGUGCAUCGACCCUCCCAACACCUGUAUCGUCACAGAGUACUGUCCCAGAGGAAGUCUGCAGGACAUCUUGGAGAACGACAGCAUCACUCUGGACUGGAUGUUUAAAUAUUCUCUCAUCAAUGACAUCGUUAAGGGCAUGGUGUUCCUCCACAACAGUGUCAUCGUCUCUCACGGUAAACUCAAGUCGUCCAACUGUGUCGUCGACAACCGCUUUGUCCUGAAGAUCACAGACUACGGUUUGUCCAGCUUUCGGUCCUACAGCGACUCAGGAAAAGACGCUCAUGCCUACUAUGCCCAGAGGUUGUGGAUGGCUCCAGAGCUGCUCCGGAUGGAGUCUCCUCCUCCUCACGGAACUCAGAAAGGAGAUGUCUACAGCUUCGGCAUCAUCCUCCAGGAGGUGGCGCUGCGCAGAGGAGCCUUUUACCUGGAGGGAGACCCACUCAGCCCUAAAGAGAUCGUGGACCGGGUGGUUCUGGGCGAGUGGCCCUGCCUGAGACCGACCAUCGACCCGCAGAGUCACAGUCCUGAGCUGGGUCAGCUGAUGCAGCGCUGCUGGGCCGAGGAGCCGACAGAGAGACCAGAGUUCAACCACAUCCGCCUGCUGCUGCGCAAACAGAACAAGGAGUCGAGGACCAACAUCCUGGACAACCUGCUGUCCCGUAUGGAGCAGUACGCCAACAACCUGGAGGAGCUGGUGGAGGAACGAACACAAGCUUAUCAUGAGGAGAAGCGCAAGGCCGAAGCUCUGCUGUACCAGAUACUACCACACUCAGUGGCGGAGCAGUUGAAGCGCGGUGAGACGGUUCAGGCCGAGGCCUUCGACUCCGUCACCAUCUACUUCAGUGACAUCGUGGGUUUCACGGCCAUCUCUGCAGAGAGCACACCGAUGGAGGUGGUGACUCUGCUGAAUGACCUCUACACCUGUUUCGAUGCCAUCAUCGACAAUUUUGAUGUUUACAAGGUGGAGACCAUCGGCGACGCCUACAUGGUGGUGUCCGGGUUGCCAGUGAGGAACGGAAAGCUGCACGGCAGAGAGAUAACACGCAUGGCCCUCGCCCUGCUGGACGCUGUCCGAACCUUCAAGAUCCGCCACCGACCAGAGCAACAGCUGAAACUGAGGAUUGGAAUACACAGCGGUCCAGUGUGUGCAGGAGUGGUGGGUCUGAAGAUGCCUCGUUACUGUCUGUUCGGGGACACGGUCAACACGUCGUCUCGUAUGGAGUCCACCGGAGAAGCGCUGAAGAUCCACGUGUCGGCUGCGACUCGUGACGUCCUGAUGGAGUUCAACUGCUUCCAGCUGGAGCUGAGAGGAGAAAUCGACAUCAAGGGCAAAGGGAAGAUGACCACCUAUUGGCUACUGGGGGAGAGUGACAGCCAAUGACAAAACACAGCCGUCAACAGUGGACAGAGAGGGGAGGAGGGGGGAUGAGAAGGAAAUGAGGGAACAGAAGAGAAAAGGAAAGAGGGAAGUAGAGAAGAAAAUAAGGGAGCAAAUUAAGGACGAGACGGGAAGAGGAAAAGUUCAGGGAUAUGAAGAGAUGUCACCGUAGACGUCUCAGGUCGUCGUCUCCUCCUCCUGUUUUUUUAUUUUGAACAAAGGCCUCGAAGGUUUCAGACUUCACAACACAGAGAGAGUACUGGAACAUUCACCUCACACAUGAAGGAUCAAACUGCUGAAUUAAAAAGGAGGAACGAGGACGAGUGAGAAAGAAAAACAAAGAGGAGGAGGAACAGAGUGACGGGUGGAGGCCUUGAUGUUGAUGGAGAAAUACCUGCACAGAAACCUGCAGAGGCGGGAAUCAAACUGGACAAAUGAAGGGCUGGUGAACAUAAUGUAAAUGAAACCAAACCAAAAUAUUAACAGACUCUUUAGAUUCUGUGAUCCAGAUCCUGUCUUUAAAAUGUUGCACCGCUGCCACUUUCAGUUUUACAAAGAACAUCUACAUUUGUGUUAGUUUAGAGUUGUUUUCAAGUCCCUGUCUCAGGUUGUUCUUCACUGCUGCACGUAAAAGGUGUCUUCAACCAGCCCAGAAUCAGGUGUGAUUUAGCCCCUGGGUGGGGAGUGGGGGGUUCCGACUUCAAGGAUUAAAACUAACUUGGCAAAUGUAAAGUUUUACAACACCCCCAUUGUUUGUAUGUAAAUAUAAGUAGUUCAAGUUCAGUGAAAAACCCUAAAGUAGGGCCGGGCAAUAUGGCCAAAAAUGUUAGUUAGUAAAUCUUUUCAGUCCCUUUUCCUCAAAUUAAUUUUAAUAGAAAAAUUAAGUGCUAAUUUGUUUGUGAUUCAAAUGAAUUAAACCAAAUAUUUACUGACAAUAUAGUGAACAUUUAUAUAGUUGAGGAAAUUUAUAUUGCCAUAAUUAUCAUCGUUUUAUUGCUCAGCCCUAACUGAAAGCUUCAGUGUGUACGUUUUAGUGGCAUCUAAACGUACACACUAAAACUCCAUUUAAUUGUUCAUUUUAGAUCUGAAUGUUGUUUUUAACUUUGGCAGUUUGCUGCUUACUUUUGUCCCAUUUAAGCUUUUUCACUGGACUUAAACUACUUAGAUUUACAUACAAACUAGAGCUAUAGGGUGUUCUGCCCAGCUGCUUCCUGAGCUUUCAGUGGAAGAGACAGUCCUGAACAGAGCUCGUUGUUUAGGCUGUGUCCGAAAAUCGCCAUUUUGUAGUGCUGUCCGAAUGCAUAGUUAUAAUUAUUAUACCAGAUACCAGUGGUUCUCAAACCUUUUCACGUCACGGACCCCUAAUUGGAGACAAAUUAGACCAUGGAUCCCUGUUUGAGAAGAAGAUUUUGUCCCAGGGUUCUUAAUCCCUGUCUGUUAAGAUUUUUGCUUUUAGAUGAUUUAUUUAUUAGAGUAAUAAAUCCUUUGUCAUUGUGGGACAGAAUUAUGAGAAAAUAAUAGUUUCCCCUUUUUGCUGGGGGUCCCUGGAUCCCACUUUGAGAACCACUGGCCUAUAUAGUAUCAACAAGUGUACAUCCGAUGGUGAAUAACCAACCCACAAUCAUGCAUUGCGCUGAUAAUUAUAAAUAAUUAUCCACCAGCCAACGUUCAUAUCUGGUUUUAGUUAUACCGGAGCAGAGAGAAUUGAUUUUCAGACACAGCCCUUAGUGUAAAUCAGGUGAGCUGUGGCUCAUUUAAAAUUUGUAGUGUUAGUAAACACACUAAAUUAAAACACAUGAUGGCUAGCUUUGCAAAAAAACCUAAACAAAACAAAAAACCCCCUUAAAGUUUGGGUGCAGCUCCUCAUUAGCUCUUUUGGAAAUAAAAGUUCUCUGUACAUAUACAAAACAUUCCUUUCUGUUUUUAAAUGAAAGUUUAUUACCUGAUGGUUUGUUUUUGAAAUUCAAUUAGGAAAAAGUCACAUAAGCUCCAUUCUGUUUUAACCUCUCUGUACAGCGAAAUUACUUCUUGUUUAAGUUCAGCCAGGAGUUAAAACUGUGGGAGGAUCAAACCUGUGACGUCCCAGCACUCCUCUCUGCUUGGACGCUUUCCUGACCUCUUUACAGCCAGUGGAUUUCAGAUGUACAACAGAAUAUUUUCUCGUCAAUUACACAGAUUCAGGAACUGAAAAAGUCUCAAAAAAUGUUAACGUGGUUUAACUUAUGAACACAUAUUUUUAUAUAGUGCCAUUACACAUGUAUUACAAGUGGAGUUUAAAAGUUUUAGAAUAUACAUCUAAUUUUUGGGAAAUUAUCAUUAAAGCUCAUCAUUGUGCAUCUCUUAAGAGAUUCCAGUCAUCACAGGUCAACUCAUCAAUAACCUGCUGUCAUUUAUUGUUUCGUUUUGUCAAUCAUUUCUGUAAGAUAAAUUUGAACUAUAUUGUUUUCCCUCGAUGUUGCACUUCCCCUCUGGUGACAUUUUGCAUUCCUGCAUGAGGCUAAAAGGUUAGUUCAAGUGGGGAUUCAGAAAAGUGAAAGUGAGCCAUUUGUUGUUUUGUUUUUAAACUUGGGAUCAAACCUGCGGUGUUUGUUUGUACUGACCUGUAGUGGCCUGAAUAAAGUGCUGUGCAGAGCCAGUUGUUCUGGGUUGCAGUUUGUAAAAAAAAUAAAUAAAUAAAAUUC
This is a messenger RNA of Micropterus dolomieu (smallmouth bass), 6493 nucleotides long. Its product is annotated as atrial natriuretic peptide receptor 1-like. The record is from RefSeq and is a predicted model, not a curated record. Gene Ontology annotation, molecular function: guanylate cyclase activity; ATP binding; peptide receptor activity. Gene Ontology annotation, biological process: receptor guanylyl cyclase signaling pathway; intracellular signal transduction; protein phosphorylation. Bases 519 to 3815 code for a protein of 1098 amino acids. NCBI's taxonomy places the organism in Eukaryota, Metazoa, Chordata, Actinopteri, Centrarchiformes, Centrarchidae. The transcript is spliced from 23 exons. Gene Ontology annotation, cellular component: membrane.